AUGGUCGCGUCAACUACGUUCCAAGACCGCCCGCUGCUGCUGGCAGCGGCGCUCCUUACGUUGCUCCUUCGCAUCGUGCACUGCCUGCAUCCCGACGCGAUGGCUCUCCUCGCCUUCAAAAGCGUCAUGGGCGCAACUUUCCUCACGUCAUGGGAUCCCGCAACCUCCCACUGCUCCGCGUGGGAGGGCAUUCAUUGCGACCAAGACAACCGGGUGUCGUGGUUCCCAACUCCCACGAUGCAAGGCUCAUUUGACGCCGCCAUGAGCCUCGGGGACCUCACCGAGGUCAUGUCUAUCGACCUGUCGUGCAACGACUUCACCGGCAGUCUCCCCUCGAUCUUCAGCAAGCUUACAAGGCUCACGCUGCUGCGCCUCCGCAACAACCACCACUUGGAAGGGUCACUUCCCAAGGAUAUGCUCGCCAUGCCGAAGCUCGAGUUUCUUGACCUUUCCAACACGAACCUCAGAGGGGACCUGCCCACAGAGAUGCCGUUCUGGUCGCCGCUACUCAAGCACCUCGACCUCUCGUACAACGGCUUGACAGGCGACAUUCCUUCGGGAUUUAGCCUUCUUUCGGAACUCCAGUACCUCAACCUGCGCGCGAAUCGCAUUGUAUAUACAGAAACGCCCAACACGAUUCUGUCCAUGAGCCGCCUCACCUUCCUCGACAUUUCCGAUAAUCUUUUCACCGGCGAACUGUCGUCAGAGCUCGGGCUCAAGCUGCCCAGCAUUAUGCACCUGGCGGCCGGCACCAACCAGCUGACCGGCAGCAUUCCGGACUCCUUGACGCUGCUGACGGCGCUCACGUUCCUGGACGUCGGAUACAACGCCCUCUCUGGCUCCCUCCCGUCCUCGCUACUCAGUCUCCCGCGUCUCGUCGAAGCGCGUUUGCGCCACAACUCCCUAGCGGGGAGCUUCCCGGCGGGCGCGGCCUCAACCAAGCUGACCCUCCUGGACAUUUCCUGGAACGAAUUGCGCGGCUCGCUGCCGACGCUCAUAGCCAGCAGCACGAAAUUAUCGCACCUCGACCUGAGCCACAACCAGUUCACAGGGACCAUCCGUCCCGAGUGGAGCUCGCUGCUCGUGCACCAAUCCCUGACGAUAGAGUACAUCAAGCACCCGCCCGCUGCAUACGCGGCACGUGUCUCCAUAGGCCGCCCACCAUUCGCACGGCGUGGAUUUGGACACGUGGUCACAUGCUCUGCUACUUCCCCCUAUUGGUGCGAUGUCCUCGCCAUCGACGCGUGA
Closterium sp. Naga37s-1 is the source of this 1248-nucleotide messenger RNA. NCBI's taxonomy places the organism in Eukaryota, Viridiplantae, Streptophyta, Zygnematophyceae, Desmidiales, Closteriaceae. The record is from the annotation of a GenBank genome assembly.